CUCCCCCUCUCCCUCACACAACAUGGCUACGCGCAGGGGUCGUCCGCGCCGCCGCUCCCAGGCGGACCGAGCUUCCUGCGGAACGCCCGAGCAGCCGAGCGGCGCGGGCGGCACCUCCCUGCUCGCCAGCGCCACCACCUGGCCCCUAAGGCGCUACGGCCGCUUCCUGUCCCCGACGGACAGCGAGGACGGGGAGGGAAGCGGCCACUCCUGGAAGGUUUUUGAAUCAAACGAGGAGUCUGGUCGUCUUAUUCUUACUAUUGUUGUUUCUGGCCAUUUCUUUAUUUCCCAAGGAAGGACAGUGCUGGAGGGCUUCUCAUUAAUUGAUUCCCAGAAGUGGUUAAGGAUAGCAAGACGAGCAGAGUGCCUGCUGCUUCAUGCUCAGUCAAAGCAGAACGAAUGCCGCAUGUUUCGAGUUCAGUUUGGUGGAGAUUCAGAAGAGCAGAUGCUGGAACACUGCUGCAGCUGUGUUCAGAAACUCACAGAGUAUGUGCCAGUUCACGAAGCUGAUGAACUAAGCCAGAACCUCUGUUACAGUCGCAGCCAAGUGGAGGAUACUGAGCAAAAUACAUCAGUACUACAUGCACCAUGUGAGCCUCUACCAGAUACCUGCACAAACUUUGGAGAAAGAAGAUCUACAAUGCAGCUAGCACAGUCUGUGCUGAAUCAGAAGUUUGAGCUGCCCUUGGUGUACCGGCAUUCAGCGUGGAGCGCGCAAGAGCUGGGACCCUUCAUCCGCUUAUGCCUGAUGGACCAACACUUCCCAGCGUUUGUGGAGGACGUGGAGAAGGAACUGAAAAAACUGACGGAAGGCUGAGCCACGUGUAACGCGUCACCGCUGGAACGCCCGCUCCGAGGUACACAGCUUCAAUGCCAUUAAAUAUUUGGAAGUCUCACACAUUUUUGUCAGUGUUUUAUUUUUAAAAACAGGUGAAUCCACUUUUUUUUUUUUUAUACAUCAUUGCACUUCAACAAAUACACAGAACACAAGUUCAUGCAUCUAUAGUUACGCACAUCAUGAGAACCCUGUUAGGUCUAUUUCUACAAUCUUUAAAUCAUGAGAAAUUACAGUGUCAAACUAAAGAUAACUAGUUGCAUAGAAUAUUCACCAUGCUGUAACGUUUCAUUUAAACAAAAAAAAAAUUAUAAAAGUUUGCCUGAAUUGAAUGUACAAGAAUAUGUUGAACACAUCAGUGCAAAAGGAUUUGAGAAUUUACAUGAGUUAACAAAAAAAAAUCACUUAAAAAGCAAUCAUAUAUAUAUAUUUAUAAACUGAAGUUCUGUUUUCAACUGCAUUUCACCACCACCUUGCUGAACUGCUCUGGCUUCUGAAGUCUGACCGCAGGACACCCAAGUCUCUAUAGGUUAAGCCCUUAAGAUAUAUUUCAACCUAGAAUUCCUUCUCUAUGCACCAGAACAGCAUCACCCUCUCAUCUAUCAGACAUACAGUAAGGAAUGAACAUCAGCAGCUUCAAAAUGAAACACGAUUACUGGAUUUUGGUUUUUCUCCUCCCCCCAAAUAUAAAUAUAUACUGUAUAUAUUUGUAAGUCUCGCCGUACUUUACAAAAAGAAUCACUAGAUGGCAGCAGUGCGUUUUUGAGCUUUGCCAAUUUAACAGCUACGGUAAGUAAAAAAUGGCGCAUGCGUGAUCCGACUUACUACUUCUAAUCUUUAAAUAUAGUAAGGAGAAAAAAAAAAAAAGCAACAUUCACAGCACAUCAAGCCCAAAAUAGUUUACACCUUCUACACUGAAGCAGUAUUAAAGUUUAUCUGACUAGGUCAUCCUUGCAGGAGAGGCUAAAUAAGGCAUGCUUUAGACAGUCAUAUUGUUGCUCACUUGAAAAGGAAGAAAAAAAAAAAAAAA
This is a messenger RNA of Phasianus colchicus (ring-necked pheasant), 1865 nucleotides long. It is a transcript of the gene REC114, whose product is annotated as REC114 meiotic recombination protein. Lineage: Eukaryota; Metazoa; Chordata; Aves; Galliformes; Phasianidae. The record is from RefSeq and is a predicted model, not a curated record.